Danio aesculapii is the source of this 4792-nucleotide messenger RNA. It is a transcript of the gene clcn2a, whose product is annotated as chloride channel, voltage-sensitive 2a. The coding region runs from base 1 to 2868 and encodes 955 amino acids. Lineage: Eukaryota; Metazoa; Chordata; Actinopteri; Cypriniformes; Danionidae. Gene Ontology annotation, biological process: chloride transport; transmembrane transport. The transcript has 23 exons. Gene Ontology annotation, cellular component: membrane. Gene Ontology annotation, molecular function: voltage-gated chloride channel activity. The record is from RefSeq and is a predicted model, not a curated record.
AUGUAUGGACGCUAUACACAGGAGCUGGGGGCCUAUGCCAAAGAAGAGGCAGCUCGUCUGCGUGAGGAUGGAGCGCUGCGGAGGACCACCAGUGUUCGCGGCCAGGCUCCAGAACUGCUGGAGUACGAGAAAGACCCAUGUGCCAAGUGUCAAGUCUGUACAUCACGCUGUAAGAAGUUCCUGAUCUCCCGUGUGGGUGAAGACUGGAUCUUCCUCAUCCUCCUGGGGCUUCUCAUGGCACUGGUCAGCUGGGCUAUGGACUACACUAUUGCCUUCUGCCAGCAAGCACAGAAGUGGAUGUACGGCGGUCUGCACAGUAACAUGUUGCUGCAGUAUCUAGCCUGGGUCACGUACCCAGUGGUCCUCAUCACCUUCUCCGCCGGCUUCACACAGAUCUUGGCACCACAGGCAGUGGGCUCUGGGAUCCCAGAGAUGAAGACCAUCCUCCGAGGUGUGGUGCUGAAAGAGUACCUCACUUUCAAAACCUUCGUCGCAAAAGUGAUUGGCUUAACUUGUGCCCUUGGAAGUGGCAUGCCUCUGGGCAAAGAGGGACCGUUUGUUCACGUUGCCAGUCUGUGUGCUGCUCUGUUGAGCAAAUUCAUGGCCUUGUUUGGAGGAAUCUACAUGAACGAGCUGAGAAACACAGAGAUGCUGUCAGCCGCCUGUGCAGUGGGGGUGGGCUGUUGCUUUGCGGCCCCCAUUGGAGGAGUGCUGUUUAGUAUUGAGGUCACAUCGACGUUCUUCGCCGUGAGGAACUACUGGAGAGGAUUCUUCGCUGCAACCUUCAGUGCCUUUAUCUUCAGGGUGCUGGCGGUGUGGAAUAAGGAUGAGGAGACCAUCACGGCCCUCUUUAAAACACGCUUUCGACUGGAUUUUCCUUUCGACCUACAAGAGCUUCCUGCUUUCGCUGUGCUCGGGAUUGCCAGUGGUUUUGGAGGAGCGUUGUAUGUCUAUCUGAACAGGAUCAUAGUGGAGUCUAUGAGAAAGCAGAAAACCAUCAACAAGUUUUUGCUAAAAAAAAGACUAGUGUAUCCGGCCGUGGUGACUCUUCUUGUAUCUACACUUACCUUUCCUCCAGGGUUUGGACAGUUCAUGGCAGGCCAGCUGACUCAACAUGAGUCACUGGUGGCACUGUUUGACAACCAGACCUGGUAUAAGCAAGGUGUUGCUGAGGAGUUUGAGUACUCAAGUCACGUACCUCAGGCCUGGAAGCACCCACAAGUCAGUGUGUUCAUCACACUCCUCCUCUUCAUUGUCAUGAAGUUCUGGAUGUCAGCCGUGGCCACAACAAUGCCUGUGCCUUGCGGGGCCUUCAUGCCAGUGUUCCUCAUUGGGGCGGCAUUCGGUCGACUGGUGGGUGAAAGUAUGGCGGCCUUCUUCCCCGACGGGAUACACGCUGACAGCACUGUGUAUCCCAUAGUUCCCGGCGGUUACGCAGUUGUAGGGGCGGCGGCUCUUUCUGGCGCAGUCACUCACACCGUGUCCACCGCCGUCAUCGUGUUCGAGCUGACCGGUCAAAUCUCGCACAUCCUGCCCGUGAUGAUCGCCGUGAUCCUGGCCAAUGCCGUGGCUCAGAGCCUGCAGCCUUCCCUCUACGACUCUAUCAUCCGGAUCCAGAAACUUCCCUAUCUGCCAGAGCUGGGCUGGGGACAGGAGAAAUAUAAUAUCCGCGUGGAGGAUAUAAUGGUGAGAGAUGUGCGGUAUAUCACUCUCUCCUCCUCUUACCGGGACCUCCAGGAGGCACUUGUGACAGGCCAGCUUAAAACCCUGGCCCUCGUAGAGUCCAAAGAGUCCAUGAUCCUGCUGGGUUCGAUCGAGCGCUCUCAGCUUCAGUCGCUGCUCUCUCAGCAGCUCGGCCGACCCCGGAGGCUGGAGUAUUUGAGAGAGCGAGCUCAGGACAACGGCACCCAUGUGCCCACCUUCACACCAGACUCACCCCCCAAGGCUGGCCGUGGCGUACGUUUCCUGAUCUCCACUGAAGAGUCCUCCUACAGCCCCACGUUGACUAACUCCCAGAUCCCCCUCAAGUCUGCUCUGAAGACGGUGUCUGCAAUCAGCAACACAGACUCACUCAACAGCUCUCCAAACCUCUCCUGCGGGGAACCUGUGAAGGAGUUAGUAGAGAGCAAUGCUGGCCCCAUGGCUCCUAAGAGGAGCAGGAGGCCCAAGCGCGUGAAGAUACCCAUGGUGGAUACAGCUGAUGUAGAAGAUGACAUGUCAACAGCAGAGAUUGCUGAGUGGGAGGAACAACAGUUGGAUGAAGCUGUCAAUUUUAACAACUGUAAAAUAGACCCCGCUCCCUUUCAGCUGGUGGAACGGACGUCAUUACAUAAGACGCACACCAUUUUUUCACUCCUUGGCCUGGAUCAUGCCUAUGUCACCAGCACCGGACGUCUAGUAGGAGUCGUCUCUUUGAAAGAGCUGCGUAAGGCCAUUGAGGGCUCAGUAACCGUAACUGGUGUGAAGGUGCGUCCUCCGCUGGCAAGUUUCCGGGACAGUGGCAACAGCAGCAGUGUUUCAGAGGUAACUGAGCUCCACAAGCUCUGGAGUCGCCACAAGAGCCUGUCUUUGCCACGAGAGCCGAACCUCCCUGAUCUUGAUGACCAAACAGAGCAGCCGUCCGAGGGCAGCCUGGUGAACGAAACCGAGUGCACAGAGCUGUCCAGUCAGAACAGCCCAUUACACACAGAUGACCAAACAGAGCUGCCCUACGCCGACGCCUCGCCUCAAGAGGAGCCUCUGUCGCAGCUCCCAUGUGACUGUCCAGAGGUGGAAACCUCAGAACCUGUUGAUGAACAGUGCCCAGAUCCUACUGAGGAGGCGAUGGGUGAUGGAAACCCCUCGCCGUCAGAUGGUCAGCCUGAAUGACAGCCGCUGAGAAAUGGCAACGCUCACUCCAUUCACACCAUAAGCUGGAUUGUGGAGUCCGGUUGAGGAGAACCUGGAGGAAGUCUUUUAGCAGUGAAGCACACUUUCUGCUCCGUACUAAUCAAAGCAAUCCCAAUCACUGGUCCUGCCUUCACACAAGACACGCCGUGUGUGUUUGUAUGUGUGGGAUGUCAUAGAUACACACUGCUAUAUAAGCUUCGGAUAUGAUUUCAGAAUGAUCGUACAGUUGUAUGCGUGCUUUCAUCAUUCAUUUGAGAGUUUGUGGUUUCAGUGAGCAUUGAUGGCUCAGGAGCGAUCAUUAUUCAGCAUUUCAGUUUUCAUCAUACACAACUCUGUUGUUUUUUUGUUUACUUGUGGCUUCUGGUAUGCGUAGAUCUUUGUUGGCGACAUUCAUUGAAAUUAAUUACUUUAAUAACGUCAUGAUGUGGCCAUUUUUUUGAAUGCAGGUUUUGAUCAGUGGCUUCAUUUCUGCCUGACUGUGUUGCUUUAUGUUUGUGAACGUUCAUGUCACAGAAGGCAUUGAGCGAUCAUUUUUUCAUCGUUCAAGUUUUCAUCAUAAACACAGUUUGUUUGUCGACUUGAGGCAUUGCAGUUUACUGAUUUUAGUCGGUGACAUUGAUAGAUUAUUUUCUUGUCAUGGCCUGUUCAUUUUGGAGUUUGUUAGCUGAUUUGUGGCUUUAUUUCACAUUUGUUUGUGUUUAUUCAUGUUGUAAAGACCCAUCUUCAUGUUUGUUUCAUCAGUUUGUAGCUUCAUUGCUCAUUUCCGUUGAUUUAUUUUGGUGAGAUUCAUUUAAAGAAGUUUAUGUUCAGUGAUGUCACAGCGGGCUCGUAAGGGUUCUCAUCACAAACACAGGGUUUGUCCGUUGAUUUGUGGCUUUACAGCCUGUUUGUGUACUUCUUUAUCUUUGCGCAAGCAACAGAGUGUGUAAGAGAAGCAGUGAGUGCGUGUGUGUGUGUGUGUGUGUGUGUGUGUGUGUGUGUGUGUGCGUACGUGUGUGCGUGUGUGUGUGUGUGUGUGUGUGUGUGUGUGUGUGUGUGUGUGUGUGUGUGUGUGUGUGUGUGUGUGUGUGUGUGUGUGUGUGUGUGUGUGUGUGUGUGAGUGACUCAGCUGCACCUAGCCAACGCACCCAUCUGGUGCCGACACUUUAAAUCCAAAUAAAAUUGUCUCUGAGAGCCAAACUACAAUUUUGUUCUAAAUAUAGCUCUUAAUAACCCACACUGCAAGGAAACAUGGAGCGAGAGAGCUGGGGGAAGAAAGGGAGCGGGUGGGCAAAAGAGGACAUAGAGAACAAGAGCUUAAUGCAAAAUGAGCAAAGGAUGGGAAAGACAUUGGAAAGAGGGUCAUGGAAAGGCAGGAGAUCAAAUGGAAGAGUGGGGUAAACUGUGCCAAUUUUUGCUUGAGUUGUGUAAUCAAGAAUACCAUAAAUAGAAAUCAGGUAAGGGAAUAGAACUUUUUUCAGAAUAAAGUGGCACAAAAAUAUGAAAAAAAAAAAAUCUUACCUCAAAAAACUUACCUCAUUUUAGUGGUAAAAUGCAUCAUCAUGAAAGAAAAGAGGAACCGUUUGGGAACGUUUACACUUUAUUUCAUUUCAUGAACAAGAGUAUAACUUAUAUUCACAUUUUCAUAAAAUCACUGGAAAUAUUUAGUUAAUAUGCAUGUAGGGAAGCAUGUUUUUACAUUUUGUCACAGUAUUUGUUUUUUCUUCCAUUUAAAUGCUUGCUCAUCCUCACUUUAUGUUGUAAGCUUUUCACUCAUCACAGCACACGUGCUGCUGAUGAUGUGACAAUAAAAGUGAUUUGAUUUUAGCCACUGGCACAUUUUACCCAGAAGCACCUGACAAAAACACAAAGAUAAAAUGAUGGGGAAAACAAAAUAUCCAUUUAUAAUUCAUAGUUAAGUGAA